Molecule: messenger RNA, 755 nt
Organism: Hibiscus syriacus
Lineage: Eukaryota; Viridiplantae; Streptophyta; Magnoliopsida; Malvales; Malvaceae
Exons: 4
Coding region: 1-513 (170 amino acids)
Source: RefSeq, a predicted model, not a curated record
AUGAAAAUUUUGAAGGGGACUUCAAGCAGAAGCACCGAGUCAGAGGAAAAUAAAGGGGAUGAGAGAAUAGGAGGGCCUUUGCUUACCAUAGGGGAUCUGCUUAGCGACGUUGGGGAGGAAUCCGGUGAAGCGCUUGAACACCGUCCCCGCCGUGAUGCCACUCUCCCACCACAAUCACUUCUUGAUUCCGUUGAUGCCUUAUCUCAAUCCUUGGACCUCAUCAAACUCUUCCAGGAAAACUUCGAGAAAUUGAAGGUGGCACUCGAUGAUUCAGAUCAUUCAUGGACAGCUCUAACUUUAGAGCUAUGCACUGCUUUGGAAACUGCAAACAAGUUGGUUCAGUCCAGCGACACAAAUGUUCGAUUGCUUUCAGAGAGGGUGAGGGAAUUUGAGAGGAUCAUCAAGAGGGGAGAUUCUGCAGUUACAGCGGCCAGAGCCAUCUCCAUCUCCCUAAAGCAGGGAGGAGGAUCGUCUGUUUCUAGUCAAAACCGAGAAAUAUCCAGGUCUCCUUAAUGGCAUUUAAAGUCAUUGACCUUGUCUUCCACUUCUUGGAGGCGGUUUGUUUCUUGGAAAAGGUCCCAAAAUGAUCCAAGAAGAAAUUCCAACCUUUUCCAAAUGAACUUUUGCAUUGUGCAUUUGGUCUAGUAGAGUUUUGUUUGAUAGUGGGCGUUUGCAAUUUGUUGUAGAGCCUGCUAUCCCCGUUCAUACACUGGGCCUGAAAUCUCAUAAAUCCAACUUCGAGCUUUGAACGCUGA